Messenger RNA from Spea bombifrons (plains spadefoot toad), 1687 nucleotides. RefSeq names its product suppressor of cytokine signaling 4 (gene SOCS4). Gene Ontology annotation, molecular function: 1-phosphatidylinositol-3-kinase regulator activity. The transcript has 2 exons. The coding region runs from base 369 to 1673 and encodes 434 amino acids. NCBI's taxonomy places the organism in Eukaryota, Metazoa, Chordata, Amphibia, Anura, Pelobatidae. The record is from RefSeq and is a predicted model, not a curated record. Gene Ontology annotation, biological process: phosphatidylinositol phosphate biosynthetic process; intracellular signal transduction. Gene Ontology annotation, cellular component: phosphatidylinositol 3-kinase complex.
AUCAUCGCAUUGCUUUUAUCAGCAUCCUUCUUGAAGAAUUCCCCUGUGUUUGCAUUAAAAAGGUGACAUGUAUUUCCUGCUGUCUCCGCCUUUGUGAGCAAUGAAAUGGUUAACCCAAGCAGUCGCAGUGCAUGCUGGGAGCUGCAGGCAGGCUGAGCCUGGGUAAUGUAGUUGAGUGUACAGGAAAUGGCUGCCUGUAGUCCGCUCAGCUGCUGCUCCCUUUCUGCGUUCAGAAUUUGCCUUUUUUUUGUGUCUUUGGCUACAUAGAAGCCGAGCAAAGCCUUUGGAUCUGUUGACUUGUCUAUCGAGAUACUUCCAGAUACACCUUAAAACUCCCCGCCACAUCCGCGGAUACCUCUUUGGUGAAUAUGGCUGAAAAUAUUGAGAAUAAACUCAACAACCUUGAUGUCAGACCCAAAAGCACUCGCAGUCGCAGCGCAGACAGGAAAGACGGAUAUGUAUGGAGCGGAAAGAAACUGUCCUGGUCGAAUAAGAGCGGCCACUCGUCCGAUGGGGAUGCUGUGAAUGUUCCUGAGAAAUCAGAUGGGGCCACCAGGAGCCAGGAAAGGAAACACAGUUGCACUUCUAUUGAACUUGACUUGGAUCGUUCUUGUGGACACAAGUUGUUAGGCCGGUCUUUGAAACAGAAGCUUCAGGAUGCUGUGGGACAGUGUUUCCCCAUAAAGACUUGCAGCAGCCGUCACUCGUCUACAUUGUCUUCCAAGAGAAAAAUUCAUAUCAGUGAACUGAUGUUGGACAAGUGUCCCUUCCCGCCCAAGUCUGAUCUUGCGUAUAGGUGGCAUUUAAUUAAAAGGCACACCGCUCCGGUGAAUCAAUCUCAAGAGGAGUGGGUGAUCAACGACGUUCCUCAAAAGAGCGAAAAGGAGAGGCAAGCCGGGGAGAAAUCCUGCUGUGGAGGAGAUGACGUGUUUUCAGAAGUGAACGCUUCAGCAUGUGAAGUGAGUAUGAGCAUUGUGGACUCUGUUACAACAAAAGCCACAAGGACUGCUAAGGAGGACAGCGAUAUUGACUCUGAUGACGAGGUUAUAACAUUGUGCACAAGCUCCAGGAAGAGGAACAAGCCCAAAUGGGAGACGGAUGAUGAGGCUUUCCAGGCAGAAACGCCUCCUAAAUAUCACACACAGAUUGACUAUGUACACUGCCUGGUGCCGGACCUCUUUCAGAUCAAUAAUAACCCAUGUUACUGGGGAGUAAUGGAUAGAUACGCAGCUGAAGCCCUCCUAGAAGGAAAGCCAGAGGGUACUUUUUUACUGCGGGAUUCAGCACAAGAAGAUUACUUGUUUUCCGUUAGUUUCAGACGGUACAGCCGUUCGCUACACGCUCGGAUUGAGCAGUGGAACCAUAACUUCAGUUUUGACGCCCAUGACCCGUGUGUUUUUCAUGCACCCAAUGUCACGGGUUUGCUAGAACAUUACAAAGACCCCAGCUCGUGUAUGUUUUUUGAACCCCUCCUAUCCAGUCCUUUAAACAGAACUUUCCCUUUUACUCUGCAACACAUAUGUAGAACAGUUAUUUGCAGUUGUACGAGUUAUGAUGGCAUCGAUGCACUUCCCGUACCUUCUUCCAUGAACCUGUAUCUGAAAGAAUAUCAUUAUAAAUCCAAGGUGCGCGUGCGCAGAGUAGAUGCACCAGAACAAAGAAGUCAGAAGUGACAUCAGGAUUAUUG